AUGCUCUUGCAGGAACUCGAACAAGCCUCUGCCAACCAGCCGGUUACGUUGUCGGUCGGCGGCAAGUCGAACGGCGAGAGCGCGACGCGCCGACAAUCGACGGAAGCGGCGUCUCGAGAAGCACAGUCUCCGACGCGCGGCGGCCCUCGAUCUUUAGGGUUGGGGGAAAGCAUCAGCGGAAGCGGGCGCAAGAGAGAGCAGGCGGAGCGGAGUCCGCUUGACGGCUUGCAGUUGGGGGCGGGGGGAGGGGGUUGCGGCGGUCAGGGCUUUCCGUUUUCUUCUGUCGGCAAUCCCGAGGGUCAUCAGAGGCGGCAGGAGACGAACCCUGGGGGAUGCGCGGAUGGGGUGACUGCACGCAAUGUGACUAUAGGCGUGGGCAGUCGAGGAGACGGUCAGUACGUUGGGAGGAGUUCCCUCGGGGGGGAGGAUGCUAGGGGUGUGAUUGAAACGAGACCGUUAGGAUUCGUGCGGGAGGAGAAGGAGAAGGAAUCGUCGAAGGGCGAUGAGCGCGAGAGUGAGAGGGAGGGAGACGAGGCGGUACGGGACGGGAUUGAUGGCGGAAGAAGGGGAGGAUGGGAGGGGUGGGAGAAGAUGGUGGGGGCGGGAGACGAGAUUUGCGCGCACGAUCAGCAGCAGCAGCCGCAUCGGGAUUUUGAGACGUCUCAGAACCACAAACAGCAGCAGCAGCAGCAGCAACAGCAGCAGCCGCCAUCGCAGAACAUAUUUGGCGGCGACGCGCAUCGGCCUGUGGAGUAUCGAGUCACGGCGUGCGAGGAGGGGCGCCGCCCGCCCGCGUGGAAGCCGGCGGGUUCCGCGGGGCACUUAAAGCCCGACGACGACCUCACUCUUAAAGCGUUCCUCAAGGGCGGCAAAAGGCGCCACGGGGGUGCGGUGCGCGGCGCGCAGACGUGGCAGGCGGACAAGAUUGCGGACGCGUGGCGGGUGGCGGAGGGGCUUGCGGAACUGGAGCGCGUGCGGCGGGAGCAGGCGGGUCGGGGCGCGCAUCCCCCUUCCGGUUCUGCAAAUGCCCCCCGCGUUAUCACUACUGCGACGGCUGUAACCGCCACACCGGCAGCGGCUGGUGCCAUUCAGCGUUUUUCUGCUGCGGACGGCCCCGCCGCCGACUUCUCCCCUUACGCCAGUGGAGGCGCCGCCGUGAAGGGCAAUGGCGCGCCAGGGGGUGGGAUCGCGCGGAGCGACAGCGCGCGGAAGGGCAAAGCGGCGGUUGCGGACGAGCCUUGCGGGUUUGACCGCACGGGGGGAAAGGCGUCCGCACAAGGCGCUAAAAGCGGAGGGGGGAAGGAGAAGCGCGGAGUAGAUGCGCGCGCUGACGUGGCAGGAAAGGGCGCGGCGCAGCAGAACGAGAAGGCGAAGCAGAUGGAGCGGAACCUCAAGGUAGCUUCCGCGCAGCUUCUCGCCCUGCAGAAAUGGGACGAGGGGACAAGAGACCUAGCGGUGCGGUGGGCCGUAUGGCUCUUGAGGCUCAUCCGCAAGUCCGCCCCCACGCCACCCCCGCCCUCGAUCCGCCUCCUCCUCUUCUCCUCCAUCCUCAUGACUCUUCCCCGGAUAUCCGACUCCCUCCUCCCCCUCACUGCCCUCCCCGGCCUCGCCUGCUCCCCAGCGUCAGCCUCGGCAGCAGGCUCGGUGAAAGGCGCGGCGGGAGGUUCGGUGGCCGAGGCGGUGAGGCAGAUGCUGCGGAGCGUGUGUGCGCUGGUGGGGGCGGUGGGGAGGAGUCAGGUGUGCUUCUCCCCCCUGCACUGGGAGAUUCUACAGGAGCCGUUGGAUCGCUUCAAGUCGUGGGCUGCAAAGAAAACACAAAGAGCAGAGGAGCAGAAGGGUGAUCAUGCCUCCGCUGCUCCUCCGCCUGUUGUUCCUGCUCCUGCUCCUGCUCCUGCUCCUGCUCCUGCUCCUGCUCCCGCUCCUGCUCCUCCUUCUCCUGCCGUUACCCCAUCGUCUACCUUCGUGUCUUCACAGCAUCAUGGUCUGGACCUCGCUCUUUCUGCACCCCCAGAAGCAUCUGCUGUUCCUGCUCCUCUUCCUGCUUCCGUUAACCCGCUCGCACACCAACCAGCGCCGCCCCUGAACGCGCACUCGCACAGGGCGUUUGGGUCGGCGCAGCGGCGGCGGCAGAGGGCGGUGGAGCAGCAGGCCAAGGAGCUCUGCAGCGGCCUCUUCUCCCCGUACGGGCGGCAGGCCGUGUCUGGUAGCGGCGCCAGUAGCAAGCGGUCGGACGGUCCUGCCCCUCCUCUUCCUACCCCUCAUGUUAUUGCCGCCGCCGCCACCGCCUCCGCUGCUGCUGCUGCUUCUCCCUCUCCUAGUGCAUCUGCCUCAGCAGCAGCAGCAGCGGCGGCGAGCAGUGGUCGCACGCAUAAAGCCACACCAGCACCCAAGGAAGCGUCAGGCCAUAAGAGCACAUCAGCCCGUGCAGGCACGUCAGCCCGUGCAGGCGCAGCAGCCCAUGCAGGCACGUCGGUGUGGCUGGGAACCCCUCUGGCCGCUGGCAUGGGGGCAAAGAUCGCCGUGGGCGGGAGGGGCAGCGCUAGUGCCGUUUACCGCGAGCUGUCCUCCCGCUGUGGGUCCUCUGGGGGGUGGAAGAGCGGAGGGGAGGGGAGUGUGGGAGAGGAGGGGAUGGAGGAGGGGGAGAGUGUGAGGGAGGGAUCGGUGGGUGGUGGAGUGGGGAAGGGAGUGAGGGAGGGCGAGGCAGGGGGGUAUGCGGAGUGGAGUGCCAGGAAUGUGGCUCAGACCGAGGCGAGUUCCGUGCCUUACUUCUGGUCCGGGGUUUACCGAACCUGCAGCUCGGGUUUGGCUGGUAGUGUUGGGCUGAGGGCUUGGCAGAAGGGCAGGGUGGAUACAGCGACUAUGGUGAGGCCUUUUAAGGCUGCUGAUGCUGCCGCUGCCACUGUUGCUGCUGCUGCUGUUACUGCUGCUGCUGCUGCUGCUGCUGUCGGCAGUGUUGCUGCCGCAGCUGCUUCUGCUGAUGCCCCAUCAUCCCCUCCUGUUACUGCCGCAGCUGCAUCAGCAGCAGUAGCAGCAGCAGCAGCAGCAGCAGCAGCAGCAGCAGCAGCAGCUGGAAAUGCCAAGGAUGGUGAUUGCAGCAUUGGUGCCGGCGCCACUGUCGGUGUGACAGCAGCCUAUGGGAGCAGCAGCGCAGGGCAAGGCACAGAGAUCAAGACUGAGAUGGACGUGAACGGCUGUGAUGAUGCCACAGCCACAGCCAAUGGCGAAGAGGCAUGGGAGGGGGCCUUGGAUCCCGCUGUAGCAGCCAAGUUCGGGCUGGCCCGCCCUUCUUUGUCUGCCUGUGCGGGUCCCAGCCCCCAGCAGUACCACCCGCACCAGCAGCACAGGCGAGGGAGACGAGGGGUGCAGAUGCAGGAGGGAUGGCAGCAGCAGUGGCAGCAGCAGCACGGGUCACUUGGACCGCAGUGGCAGCAGCAGCAGGGAUGGCUGAAGCAGCAGCAGCAAGGAUCAGGGGGGCGGCAGCAGUGGAGAAGCAUGUCUGCUGCUCCGCUGGGGCGGAUAGACGAGCGCAGGCAGGAGGAGGAAGAGGAGGAGCAACAGCUGCAGCAGGAGGAGGAGCAGAAGGAGCAGCAAGAGCAGCCGCAGGAGGUCGAGCAGCAAGGGUGGGAACUGGAAAGCCAGAAUCAGCACCCUGCCGGAAAGGAGCCGUUGGGAUCAGUGCAUGCCGCUUCUGUAGCAGGUGCUGCGACAGGGGCAGGGACAAUGGGAACGGUGGGUGGAGAUACAGUGGGGAGUGCGUACACAUACACAUACACGUACACACAUACUGGGUGCACAUCGGGCAGCACAUGGAUGCAGGAGGGUGGUGAGGGCCCGCACAUGGUGUCGCGACCACGGUCCAGGAGAAAAAAGAUGGCCAAGCGCGAGUGA
This is a messenger RNA of Closterium sp. Naga37s-1, 3888 nucleotides long. Lineage: Eukaryota; Viridiplantae; Streptophyta; Zygnematophyceae; Desmidiales; Closteriaceae. The record is from the annotation of a GenBank genome assembly.